Photinus pyralis (common eastern firefly) is the source of this 440-nucleotide messenger RNA. RefSeq lists its product as uncharacterized. The transcript has 2 exons. Lineage: Eukaryota; Metazoa; Arthropoda; Insecta; Coleoptera; Lampyridae. The coding region runs from base 103 to 438 and encodes 111 amino acids. The record is from RefSeq and is a predicted model, not a curated record.
ACAAGCACUUAGAAAAAAAAAGAAAUACGGGAGGGUACAACGUUAACGGAUUUAGAAGAACGGUGCUCCAAAUUAUCUGGGUUGCCAACUGUAGCUACGGGUAUGGAAACCAUAACUGAACUUGGUAUGCUCCCUGUCGAAGAUAAUAUAACUAUAGGGACCGUACUGGAACUACAAGAUGUUGAAAUUGAGCAUCAACAGGAGGAAGAUCUGGAGCAGGAAAUGGAACAAGCUGGUCCUUCAACGAUUGUGGAACCAAAAGGCACAACAGUGAAGAAAAACAGACCAAGAAAGACACCUAAUGAAUUGUUGGAAAACCAUACACUUGCCACUGUUGAUGGACUUCAAAAUAUAUCUCUUGGCUUGCAGUCUCUCGCAUCUGCAAUAAAUAAUUUAGCAGAAGCCAUUCGUGAAGGGAGCCAUGACAAUCAAAAGUGAUU